UUUUUAAAUAAAAAAAACACUCUGAAUUCAAAGAAACUUCAAUUUUAUGGUAUUUGCCAGAAUCGCAAUUACCCGCCUUAUGUACAUAACAUAUUUAUAUAUUUUCAAAAGAGUUCUUAAACUUUAUAAUUGACAAUGACGGGCAAUAGGAUUUGUGGAGCAGUGCCGGCCAACACAGAGCGCUUAAAUAAACGCAAUACGAGACCUUUUGUAAUUAGUGCCAAACGAUUUAAUGCCAUAUUGGCCAGGUCCGGUAAGGACCAAACACUAGACGAGUCGGUAAAUGAGGAGUAUCGCUAUAAGCAAUAUCUGAAAGAAGGCAACGAUGCACUUUGCAAAUGUUUCCCAAUGAAAACAACCCUAUUGCCAGAAGAGGAGGACCAAGCCAAUUUUUAUGAGAUGAGUAGAAAAGUUUUAGAAGGUAGCAGAGAACAAGAAUUACAUCAGCAACAGCUACGCACUGAACGCAUUGUAAAAGCAAAUAAGAUACUUGAAAGCCUAAAGCCCUGUCAAAGAGCUCUGCGCCAGGCACAGGUCGAGAGCGAGGUGAUCUAUCAGCGGAAAUAUAAUGAAGCCCUCAAUCAGGAGAUAUCUGUAAAUGCCCGGCAACAGGAGCGUCUAGAUGAACAGCAGUGUCCGGAAAGAUUGAUACCCUUUUGCAAUUUCACAGAGCAGCAGCUUAAGGCUCAGCAGCAGGAAAAGUCCGUCACCGUGCGCAGGCAAUUUCUCAAGGAUCUCGAAGAGCGGCAACAACGCAAAUUGGCUGAAAAGGAACAAGAGAUAUACGAGGGAAUUAUCGAGCGUGAGCAGUACAAGUGCCUGCAGAAGAAAGAGGAGCAGGCAGCCAAAGAGCUGGCAGAAAAGAAACGCGAGUUUUGCCGUCGUGCCUAUCGGGAAUCGCUCAAGGAAAAGGCCGAGAUCAAGAAACACGAGCGCAUCUGUGAGCAAAUUGAGAAUCGCAUCAUUUGUGUAGAUGUCACGAAGCGUCGUUACCUGGAGGCGCGUUCCAACAAGGCAUUCAAAACGAUGCACACGAGGGUUAUGCCCGAACGUGAUGCUUGGUCCAAGCAGAUCUGCCGCAUGGAGCAAGCGAACACACGGAAAGCCCAGGACUUGCAGGAAAAGCUUAAAAAUCGCUAUGAGUUCGAGGUAGAGAUAGAUGAAGCCCGACGUCAAUGUCAGAAGGAGGAACUGUCCAAUCAGCGUCGUGCCUACGAAUUGGAGGAGCGCAGGCAGGCUGAAGAGCGUCGUCAACGGGAUGCGGAGAUUCGUCGAUUUGCCAUAGCUGAUCGCUUAAAGAACCAGGAAACCAAUAACCGAUUCAAUUCCACAGAAAAAAGGCGCAAAGAUAAGGCGACUGCUGACCUACGUGACCAACUCCAUUGCCAGCGGGACGAGUUUCAGGAGCAACGUAAAGAUCAGCAAAUGCGCAUCUCUGCUUGCCAACCCGAUCUCUAUUUGCAACAAGAUGUGAAUUUUUACGACCAGGCGCUUAAAGUGAUUUCAGAGGCGCAUGAGAAUGGACGACCCACUCUCCCCAUGGUGAAGGCAGUGGAAACUUAUCGACGAGACAACCAGAUAGAGAUGAUUCCUGAAAGUCGUACUAAUCGUAGGAGCAGAAUACGAGACUAUUGCUGGCCAGGCUACCACUCCAAGGCGGAUUUGGCGUACAAAAAGUACGAGCAGCGGGAAAAAUGUCAAAGAGACCAGGCGGCGGCUCAGCAUCAGAUUUUGAUGAACUGCAUCAAAAUUAAUAAAAUAGCUGCCGAGGAACGACCAUGUAAAGCCUCUGUUCCGGAGAGCCCUGUCAAGUGCUUUCAACAUCGCGGCAUGCCUGCCAUCGAAAGUGUGGAUUCCUUCGAUUGUGGAAGCAAUGUCUGCUACGCGGAUGAUCCUCAGCCUGGUCCUUGCCCAAGCGCCUUGGAGGUUAUGAGGACUUGUGACACAAAUCUACAAUCGAUAAGGCCUGAGGCUGCACCCUAUAUAAGUGACACAUGUCCGGGUUCCAUUGAGGGGAAUGUUCUAGCAAAUACAUCAAACGCUAAGCUUAAACCCCAUCAUGGACAGGCGGGCUCAGCUAAGGAUUCAGAAUCAUCAAUUCAUUCGAAACGCACAAGUUCGAUAAGCACAAAUAAUUCAUCGAGCCCGAAUCACUCGGGCACACUCAGAAAAAUGCAUCAAGCCAAAAAGCACAAAGCACCACCUAAACAACCCAAUCAAGCUCGCAUGUGGCGUUGAAAUUGGUUUUAUAAUUGGAGUGCAUUAUCGAAACUGUAUUCCUUCUUUGAUUCUUAUUUAUUCGAUAAAUAUUUUUUUAAAAAUGUCUUUCAUAUA
This is a messenger RNA of Drosophila montana, 2334 nucleotides long. Its product is annotated as trichohyalin-like. The transcript is spliced from 2 exons. Bases 136 to 2238 code for a protein of 700 amino acids. NCBI's taxonomy places the organism in Eukaryota, Metazoa, Arthropoda, Insecta, Diptera, Drosophilidae. The record is from RefSeq and is a predicted model, not a curated record.